UUGUCCUCGUGCCUGCUCAGGAUGGCGUCCUCCGAUUGGCUGUUGCUUCUGAGCCUGCUGUCGCUGGUCUGUGGCUCCGCCCCCGCCCCCGCCGACGUUUGCGACGCCAAACCCAAAGACCUCCCGCUGGAGCCGCGCUGCGUCUACCGCAAGCCCGAGGCCGACGCCCCCGAGGAGCCCACGGAGGGGCCGGUCCCCGAGUCCACCAACCCGCGAGUGUGGGAGCUGUCCAAGGCCAACGGACGCUUCGCCCUGGCGCUCUACCAGCAGGUGGCGCUCAGCAGGACGCCCGGCAGCAACAUCUUCAUGUCGCCCCUCAGCGUCUCCACCGCCUUCGCCAUGACCAAACUGGGCGCCUGCGAGGACACGCUGCAGCAGAUCAUGAAGGUGUUCGAGUUCGAUUCCAUCAAGGAGAAAACGUCGGACCAGGUGCACUUCUUCUUCGCCAAGCUCAACUGUCGCCUGUACAGGAAGAAGGACGCCACCACCGACCUGAUCUCCGCCAACCGCCUCUUCGGGGACAAGUCGCUGCGCUUCAACGCCACCUACCAGGACAUCAGCGAGGCCGUGUACGGCGCCAAGCUGCUGCCGCUCAACUUCAGGGAGCAGCCGGAACAAUCCCGCCUCGCCAUCAACCAGUGGGUCGCCAACAAGACCGAGCACCGCAUCCAGGACACGCUGCCGCCGGGCGCCAUAGACGCCAACACGGUCCUGGUCCUGGUCAACACCAUCUACUUCAAGGGUCAGUGGGAGAAGAAGUUUGACAAGGACAACGUCUACGAGUCCGACUUCCACGUGGACGCCGGCCACACCUGCCCGGUCCACAUGAUGUUCCAGGAAAACAAGUUCCGCUACGCCCGUCUGCCCCAAGAUGGCGUGCAGCUGCUGGAGAUGCCGUACCGCGGCCGCGACAUCACCAUGGUGAUGGUGCUGCCCGGCCCGGAGGUCCCGCUGGCGCAGUUGGAGGCGGGGCUUGACCUGGGCACCCUGAGCGGCUGGUUGGACAAGAUGGAGGAGACCAGCGUUUCCGUGCACGUCCCUCGCUUCCGGGUCGAAGACCGGCUCCGCCUCAAGGAGAAGCUGCAGAACUUGGGCCUGACCCACCUGUUCAGUCCCAAACAGGCCAGCUUGCCAGGCAUGUUGGAGGACGGCGGCGAUGGCGUUUACAUCUCAGACGCCUUCCACAAAGCCUUCCUGGAGGUCAACGAGGAAGGCAGCGAGGCGGCCGCCGUCACCGCCGUGGUGGCCCACGGUCGCUCCAUCAACUUGAACCGGGAGAUCUUCAUGGCCAGUCGGCCAUUUUUGCUGUUCAUCCGGGAGUCGUCCAUCAACACGCUGCUCUUCAUGGGCCGCGUGGCCGACCCCUGUGCCCGUUGACCCCGUCGCUAGGGAACCAUCAGUCAUGCGACGGGAAUAAAAGUCGCUCUCUUCUAAAAAUAUCAUUAAAAA
This is a messenger RNA of Nerophis lumbriciformis (worm pipefish), 1449 nucleotides long. RefSeq names its product serpin peptidase inhibitor, clade C (antithrombin), member 1 (gene serpinc1). Gene Ontology annotation, molecular function: serine-type endopeptidase inhibitor activity. NCBI's taxonomy places the organism in Eukaryota, Metazoa, Chordata, Actinopteri, Syngnathiformes, Syngnathidae. The record is from RefSeq and is a predicted model, not a curated record.